AUGUCGUGUGAAGUAAUAGUACGACGUGCUAGGGAUGUAGACCUCAAGAGAAGGAUGGAGUUAGUCCGUCAAGGCUUGUCCGGCUACUUUUGGAGCGCUUUUGUAUAUUUCUUCUUUCAAGAGUUGACACUGGAGUGUUGUGUGCUGGGUGCCGCUGUGUUGUUUAUCUUCUGCGGCUUCUCUCCUGCUGCGUGCUGCCUGGUGCUGCCCACCGCCGUCGCUGUCAUAGCACUCGCAGUCUCCGCCACUCAUCACACGUUAGCACACAGACAAGCUCAGGUUAUAGGUACUGUGAGUGUGUCGGACUACUGGGGACCAAGUGAAGAAGCCUGGCUACAUGCUCUUGUUGUUCAUCCUGAAUGGCGUGGUCGUGGUGUGGGUCGCUCCCUGCUCACUGCAGCAAGACGUGUGUCACUCGAGGGUCCGCGGGCUGUGGGCCGGUCACUGAGGAGCGUCGUGUCUCUGCUACAACCACAGGCCAGGGAAGCCUUGAUAACAUCCGGGUGGCGGAGCGAGGGUCUGUACGAGCGGCCACUCUGCGGCGCCGCGCUCACACUACCGCUUGAGAGACUCGUCACUACCGAACCCCCCGACCGUUACGACCUCUAG
Molecule: messenger RNA, 609 nt
Organism: Danaus chrysippus (African queen)
Lineage: Eukaryota; Metazoa; Arthropoda; Insecta; Lepidoptera; Nymphalidae
Source: the annotation of a GenBank genome assembly